ACAGUUAGUGGUUGGAUUGAAGGGAGCCAAACUCUUAAGUGAAAAAUCAAACAAAAUAAUAAUUCAUAGACAUGGGAAGGUCUCCUUGUUGUGAUGAGAGAGGUCUAAAGAAAGGUCCAUGGACUCCUGAAGAAGAUCAGAAUCUUGUCAAUUUUAUUGAGAAGCAUGGCCAUGGCAGCUGGAGAGCUCUCCCUAAGCUUGCUGGUCUCAACAGAUGUGGGAAAAGUUGCAGACUAAGGUGGACAAACUAUUUAAGGCCAGAUAUAAAGAGAGGAAAGUUUUCUGAAGAAGAAGAGCAAACAAUUCUCAAUCUUCACUCUGUUCUUGGAAACAAAUGGUCAACAAUUGCCACUCACCUACCAGGAAGAACAGACAAUGAGAUCAAGAAUUUCUGGAACACCCAUCUCAAGAAAAAGCUAAUCCAGAUGGGUUUCGAUCCGAUGACUCACCGGCCUCGAACGGAAAUCUUUUCGAGCUUGCCUCAUCUCAUAGCUUUGGCUACCUUAAAGGAGCUUAUAGAUCACCACUCAUUAGAAGAACAUGCUGUUAGAUUACAAGCAGAAGUUACCCAAAUGGCUAAUCUCCAAUGCUUAAACUUUCUUCUUCAAACUCAAACUCAAACUCACCCAUCAAACAUGGAAACUUUCAACCUUUUGAACCCAGUUUCAGCAGUUACUUGUCUCCCAAGACUUGUCAAUACUGAUCACUCUAACCCUAAUUUCUCUCAUUUGCCAGAUUUACAAAUCCCAAGUAAAGAUAAUAAUAAUAUUAUUACUACUACAACUCACGAAUCAUCUGAUGACCAGUUUACUCAUGUUUUUAGCCAAGAAGAUAACAAUUUACCAAAUUCUCCCUGGAAUAUUAUUCCUUCUUCUUCUUCUUGUUUAACUCCAUCUCCUCCAUUAGGUAUUAAUGAUCCUACUACUUCUAGUUCAAGCUAUGGAGGUCAAGAAAGUAAUUCUACAACGUUUUGGCACGAUCUGCUUCUUGAAGACCCUUUAUUUCAUGAGAUUGCUUAAAGCUUCUUAAUUUGUUUGGUUAUGGACGUGAAAAAGGUUUGGAUUUGCAUCAAUUUCACUUCUCUAAAUAUAAUAUAUACUCUAUAUAUAUAGCGUAGGAAUAUGUACAUUAACCCACUGUAUUCAUUAAAGUAUACUGUUGCAUGCUUAAUAUUGAGUAUAUUUUUUGUGUUUCUUGGUGAUUGAUUGUUUGAAUGCUUGUUUUUCAUGGAUUUGGUACCAUCUAAAUAUAUGAGAUAUUCAAGGUUUUUUCCUCUUUA
Mercurialis annua (annual mercury) is the source of this 1279-nucleotide messenger RNA. RefSeq names its product transcription factor MYB92-like. Lineage: Eukaryota; Viridiplantae; Streptophyta; Magnoliopsida; Malpighiales; Euphorbiaceae. The record is from RefSeq and is a predicted model, not a curated record. The coding region runs from base 72 to 1019 and encodes 315 amino acids. The transcript is spliced from 3 exons.